AUGUCACGAUUCCAAGGCCGUACUCUCGACCUGAUCUGGUUCAUCUUCCUCGUCCCGACGACACUGUUCAUCGACCUGCAGGUCUUCUACCCGGCCUGGCUGCUCGAGGCGACCCCCUUUCCCGCCGUGCUCGACUGGUACGUGUCGCGCUCGCGCGACCCCAUCCUCCUGGGCGUCGUGUCGGGCCGCGACGAGUGGGCUUGGCUGCGUACCUUUUUCUGGCUCGAGGCCCUCUUCCAGCUCCCGAGCUUUAUUAUUGGCGCCAUUGGCCUCUGGAACACCCUCCUGGUGGCGUACGGCGCGUCGACAGCCACGACCCUCGCUCCAGUGCUCAACGCCGUUCUCACGCACCCCUACUCCAAGCCGCCUCUCACGGUCGCCGAGCUGGGCAUGCUGCUCAGCAGCUACAUCCCGUUCCUCGUAUUUCCCCUCGGCAUGGCUCUCGACUUCGGUCUCCGCUUGGUCAAGAUCGCGGGCCGCAGCGUGUCCCACGAGCGCAAGAGCUCGUAA
Messenger RNA from Vanrija pseudolonga, 510 nucleotides. It is a transcript of the gene Tmem97, whose product is annotated as Sigma intracellular receptor 2. The record is from RefSeq and is a predicted model, not a curated record. NCBI's taxonomy places the organism in Eukaryota, Fungi, Basidiomycota, Tremellomycetes, Trichosporonales, Trichosporonaceae. The transcript has 3 exons. Gene Ontology annotation, cellular component: endoplasmic reticulum. Bases 1 to 510 code for a protein of 169 amino acids.